Messenger RNA from Amaranthus tricolor (Joseph's coat), 1210 nucleotides. Its product is annotated as probable aquaporin TIP3-2. Gene Ontology annotation, molecular function: water channel activity. Gene Ontology annotation, cellular component: membrane. The record is from RefSeq and is a predicted model, not a curated record. Gene Ontology annotation, biological process: water transport; transmembrane transport. Bases 271 to 1044 code for a protein of 257 amino acids. NCBI's taxonomy places the organism in Eukaryota, Viridiplantae, Streptophyta, Magnoliopsida, Caryophyllales, Amaranthaceae. The transcript has 3 exons.
AAGAAACGUGUCAUAAAUCCUGCAUGCCUUCUCACAAGUGUCCUCGUAACUUCAGCCAUCAUUCAUCUGUUGUCAUCUCUAUCUUUCUCCAUAAGUCCCGAUAUUGUCUUAUUUUCUUUUAACUUAACAUAAGUGAUCAAAUAAACUAAGGUAGCUUCUGAUCAAUUGAUCAUUUUAAUUAGUACGUAUUGGGUUUUUGAUAAUUAAUUAGGUUGUGUAGUUUAAUUUGCACUGGUCGUCUACGCCGUUUUGAUCUUAUACGAAGCAUAUAUGGCGCCGCCACGGAGAUAUGCAUUUGGAAGGCCGGAGGAGGCGACUCAUCCGGACUCAAUGAGAGCUACUUUGGCUGAAUUUAUCUCCACUUUUAUCUUUGUCUUUGCUGGUGAAGGCUCCCAGCUUGCUAUUCGGAAGUUAUACGGCGAUGCAGCACCGGCUGGUGCCUCGUCUUUGAUGAUGAUAGCGAUUGCACAUGCAUUUGGAUUGUUUGCAGCAGUCGCAGCAAGUUUAAAUGUAUCCGGAGGCCAUGUCAAUCCUGCUGUUACAUUCGGUGCCCUUGUUGGUGGUCGAGUCUCCUUUGUUCGUGCCAUCUUGUAUUGGGUAGCACAACUGUUGGGUGCAAUUGUCGCCGCCCUAUUGCUAAGGCUCUCUACCGAUGGCCUGAGACCAAUGGGAUUAGGAGUUGCAUACGGAGAAGGCAAUCUCAACGCUUUGCUUUUGGAGAUCGUGAUGACAUUUGGUCUAGUGUACACGGUAUAUGCUACCGCCAUUGAUCCCAAACGAGGCAGCUUAGGGACGAUUGCUCCUUUAGCUAUCGCGUUGGUAGUAGGAGCAAACAUUCUAGUGGGUGGUCCAUUUGAUGGUGCAUCGAUGAACCCUGCUAGGGCAUUUGGUCCGGCCUUAAUUGGAUGGAGAUGGAGGAACCAUUGGAUUUAUUGGGUCGGUCCAUUGAUAGGUGGUGCGCUUGCUGGGCUCAUAUACGAGUUUAUUGUGAUUCCAACGGAGCCUCCUCACGCUCACCAACCUUUAGCACCCGAAGACUACUAAAAAGACGGAAAAAUGUAAACAGUGCAUAGUUGUCUUAUGUGUUUGUAUGGAGUACUGCUUUGAUUUUGGACUUGGUUUAUUUUGUUGUGUGUAUUCUCUUUGUUUUGGAACUUUUCUUUUAGAGGCAUAUAGUGGUAUGUUCUCUCAAAUAAGAGGUCUCAUUGCC